Cucurbita moschata (crookneck pumpkin) is the source of this 1635-nucleotide messenger RNA. Its product is annotated as BAG family molecular chaperone regulator 8, chloroplastic-like. Lineage: Eukaryota; Viridiplantae; Streptophyta; Magnoliopsida; Cucurbitales; Cucurbitaceae. Bases 106 to 1440 code for a protein of 444 amino acids. Gene Ontology annotation, biological process: protein folding. The record is from RefSeq and is a predicted model, not a curated record. Gene Ontology annotation, molecular function: protein binding. The transcript is spliced from 2 exons. Gene Ontology annotation, cellular component: plasmodesma.
UCGUUGGGGAAAAACGCAAAAAGUUCGCCAAAAUCGAAACCCCUUAAGCCCUCGAAGAAUCUCCAUCUCUUCCUAGCUGACCAAGCUUCUAACUUCAAGCCUCUAAUGGCCUCUCAUCACUAUCCUCAUCAAACCCAUCUUUCCCCCGCCUGUUGCUGCGGCGGCGAUUUCACCACUCCCUGCUUCCAAACCCACCACCACUCUCCUCCGCUGCCACCGUCUCCCUCCGACCCCCUUCUUCAAGCUCUUGCUUCUCAAAUCCUUCAAUCCGCCCAGUUUCAGCAGUUUUCUCAGUACCCAAGUCUUCGUACCCAGAAAUUUCAAUCGCAUUACCAAUUUCAACCCCAAAAUCAGAAGCGCUUUCGCGAGCAAGAACUUCCCCAAGUCGUCCACCAUCCUACCAUCUCCUCUCUUCUCUCCCGCAUCGAAGCCCUUGAAUCCUCUCUCCAUCGAGUUUCUGGUUCUCAUGUUUCUUUGCAAUCUCUCCGGCAAGUUGCCGCGAGUACAAUCCAGACACAUUUUCGAGCGUUCCUUGUCCGCAGAUCGCGAGCACUUAGAGAGCUCAAAGAUCUCGCCAUCAUCAAGUCUAGAUUUGAAUCUCUCCAAUCGUCGCUGUCCACUGAACUCUACUUUGAUCGUAACGCCAUUUCUCUCGAAAUAAUGGAUUUGCUUCUCCAUCUGGACUCCAUUCAGGGCAGUGAUCCAAUGGUCAAAGAUAGCAAGAAGUGCAUUAUCAGAGAUUUGGUUCAGCUUUGGGAACGGAUUGAUUCCUUUGCUGUGAAGAGGAACAGACUUCCACUUAAGGCAAUGAGAAAUGCGAGGUUAGUUCAAAAUGUCAAUAAAUCUAUUGUUUCUAAUCCUAAGCUUAAAAGCUAUGAGAAUCAUAAAGAGACUAUUGAGGAAUUAAGGAACAGAGUUGAAAAGAUUUGUGAGCAGAUUUUUGAGAAUGAUGGGAAAGAACUGAAUCUUAAAAGGUUUCACCAUGUUGGUGACGUUGAUGAGGGGAAGGAGGAGGAGUCCCCUAGAACAAUUAUCAAAGAUAACAAUCAAACUCAAAAUGGGAAGCUUGCAAAAGGGCAACAUAUUGGAGCUAGAGUGAAGAAAAGUGUUGGAUUUGCUGAGAAUGGAAAUAUCUGUAGGGUUUUAGGCAGCAACAGUCCACAUGAAGAAGAUUAUGGUGUUUUGGAUGAAGAAAGGGAUUCAAGUGAUGAGCUUGUGGAGAUUAAGGAGUUUUCUGAGGUAGCUGAGGAAGAUGGUGAUAAUGAAGAAGCACAUGGAGGAGAUGGUGGAUCUCCAGAGGUCAGUGAUGGAGAAAGAAACCGUCGAAGGACGAUGACCAGUGGCCAUGGAGGUGUUGCAUUCUCUGCUCCCUUGCCAUUGAAGAUGGAGAAUAAAGCGGAGGUUAUGAAGAACAGAAAGUGUGUGAAAAUUCUGGGAUGAGUAUGUAGUUUCUAACCAACUGCUAGUUUUCUUUUUGGAUUUGGAAAUCUCUAUUGGGUAUGGCAUCUGGUUUGUUCUCAUUGUUUGAAGAAGGUUUGAUCUUGUAGUUGAUGCUUCUGGAGUUUGUAACACCUUCCUGGAUAUAUACAACCAAUUUUUAUGAAUUAACAUAAUAUUUAUGAAUUUUCUUCAACA